Molecule: messenger RNA, 909 nt
Organism: Hemiscyllium ocellatum (epaulette shark)
Lineage: Eukaryota; Metazoa; Chordata; Chondrichthyes; Orectolobiformes; Hemiscylliidae
Gene: ubxn10
Product: UBX domain protein 10
Exons: 2
Coding region: 106-909 (267 amino acids)
Cellular component (GO): endoplasmic reticulum
Molecular function (GO): ubiquitin binding
Source: RefSeq, a predicted model, not a curated record
UGGAUUCAAAUACUAAAGGACUCCUGUCUGCUGACUGGAGAGGAUUUAAACAUAAUGAGGAGCAGAAUGUUGUUGCACAACAAGUAGCAGUUACCCAAGAAUGAAAUGGCAGCUGCGGAACCAACUAGGCCACCCUCAGGGUCCAAACGUAUUUCUUCUUUUGAUCUUCCUGUACACCCAAUUUUAAAACCCAACACAAAUACCAUGAAUAUUCCAAGGCCCAAAUCUGCCAAAGGUCGUAGUCGCCCCAGCUCUGCUUAUAUUCAGAGUCCAGAAACUUGUUCAUAUCCCAUUCCAGUUCCGUCUGCUUUUGGUGACCUAAGCAAUAGUCCUCCAUCUUCGAUUUUACAUCCUCCCAGCAGGAUUACUCAAGUGACCAACGAGGAUGUUCCAAAUCUUCUCCAUCAAAUUCCAUCUCGGCCAUCCUCAUCCUUAAAUAGGUACAGAGUUUUACCAUCCAUUGGAAGGAGAGAGUCCAGUGACAGUGGAAUAAGAACUAUAGCACAACAAACCAAUAAACUUGAUCUGCAUGCAGAUCUUGAACAAAAAUUAAGAUCAAGCAGAGAAAAGAAGCCACUCUCUAAAUCUGACACUGCAACCUCAAAGACACAGGUAUCUCAGAAUGCAUUAGUCACUUUGCCUGAUGAACCAUCAGAAUCUGAGCCAAGAUUGCGACUUGCUGUGAGAUACCCAUCGGGCCAGAGAUUUGAACGCUGCUUCAGGCCUUCAGAUACAUUACAAUCAAUCCUAUCUGUGGCUGAAUGGAAGAGUAAUAAUAACUAUACUAACUCUGUGGUUGAAACCAUGGACGUACCUAGGAGAAGUUUUAGUGACCUGUCAAAGACACUGGAGGAAUGUGGAAUUCAAAAUAAAUCAGUUCUUUGUAUCUUACAAGAUGAGGGCGAUUAG